Messenger RNA from Chenopodium quinoa (quinoa), 1041 nucleotides. Its product is annotated as alkylated DNA repair protein alkB homolog 8-like. Gene Ontology annotation, molecular function: S-adenosylmethionine-dependent methyltransferase activity; tRNA binding. Bases 1 to 1041 code for a protein of 346 amino acids. NCBI's taxonomy places the organism in Eukaryota, Viridiplantae, Streptophyta, Magnoliopsida, Caryophyllales, Amaranthaceae. The transcript is spliced from 2 exons. Gene Ontology annotation, biological process: tRNA wobble uridine modification. The record is from RefSeq and is a predicted model, not a curated record. Gene Ontology annotation, cellular component: cytoplasm; nucleus.
AUGAAAGACAUAAGAGUAGCCCGUCCUUCUGUUGCUGCAUCUGAUGAAAAAACUCAGAUUCGGCUAUCUGACUUGAUGAACGAGAAUGAUUUAUCAUCCAACCGUGUUCAGUACACCCCUGAAAUUGAGAAGACGUAUGUUCACCAGGUUUAUGAUGCAAUUGCUCCUCACUUUAGUUCAACUAGAUUUGCUAAAUGGCCUAAGGUUGCAUCGUUUUUAGAUUCUUUGCCUCAAGGAUCUCUUGUCCUGGAUGCAGGAUGUGGAAAUGGGAAGUACCUGGGUUUUAAUCCCAACUGCUUUUUCAUAGGAUGUGAUAUAAGCUCGCCUUUAAUUGGUAUAUGUACAGAGAGAGGGCAUGAAGCCUUGGUCGCUGAUGCUGUAAAUUUGCCUUAUAAAAGUGUCUUUGGUGAUGCAGCAAUCUCAAUUGCUGUGUUGCAUCACUUGAGUACUGAAAGUAGGAGGAGAAAAGCCAUUGAAGAGCUGGUUAGAGUUGUUAGGAAGGGAGGUUUAGUGUUAAUAACAGUCUGGGCUGUUGAGCAUGAAGACCAAGGUUUGCUAAGUAAAUGGACCCCAUUGUCGCAUAAGUACCUAGAUGAGUGGAUUGGACCCGGUAGUCCACGUGUGCGUAGCCCCCGGUCAUUGAAUUUGGAAAGCAUUCCUGAAAGCAAAGAGAAAGGUCCUCGAGAGUCAUGCAAAGUUUCUAGAGAGUCCCUUGGUGCAAGGCUGGAUAAAACCAUGAAAAUAAAUGACCAAGAAAAUUCCUAUAAUGAUGAUAGGUGUACAGAAAAUCAACAGGAGUACUUUGUUCCAUGGCACUUGCCUUAUCAUCGUGCUGAAAUUAAUGGUGCUUCUGCUUGUGCUGUUGCAAAUGGUCUGGCAAGAAAAGAUGACAAGAAGGGUGCUGUGGUGUAUAAGCGAUAUUACCAUGUGUUUAGUGAAGGUGAACUUGAAAGAUUAGUAUCUGGCAUGAGCAACACUAUAAUCGUGGAUCACUUUUCUGACAAAUCAAAUUGGUGUAUUAUUCUUGAAAAAACACAGUGA